Cajanus cajan (pigeon pea) is the source of this 908-nucleotide messenger RNA. The record is from RefSeq and is a predicted model, not a curated record. Lineage: Eukaryota; Viridiplantae; Streptophyta; Magnoliopsida; Fabales; Fabaceae.
UUAUAAUAGUUUGAAUGAAAGUGCUUGUUAGCUAAGUAAAGUUGGAGGAGGAAGUCAAGCUCAAAACUCAAAACUCAAGUGUGAGAGAGAGAGGGAAGAAGAGCAAAAUGCGAUCGUCGUGUAUUCGCAGCUUCACCGUCUUCGCGGUGUUCCUCAUUGCGAUCCUCCCCCACGUUCCGGUACACGCAACAACUCCAACCUCCAAACUUCGCCUCUCUUCUCCCUUUUCAACAGCUCUCGAAACCCUACAGAAACAACUCCGCUACACUUUCAAGAGCGUCGAUCUUCUUCGCCGCGCCAUGACCCACGCUUCCUUCUCCGAGGAGAACAACAAAGCCUUCGCCAUUCUCGGCGCCACCGUCAUCCAAACCUCCGUUUCCUUCCACAUGCUUUCCAAAGACGUUGACGUUUCUCCCAAAGAGCUCAACCGUCGAUUGUCCCAAAUCACCAACGUCGAAUCUUCCUGCGCCGUCGAUGGAAUGCGAUUAGGGUUGCACAAGGUCGUUCGAGUUUCCCCCAAGACCAAUUCCUCCGCCCCCGCCGUCGUUUGCACCGCCUUCCGAGCGAUCUUUGCUGCUAUUGCUAUCGACGCUGGUAAAUCCGAUGACGCAGGUAACGUUUUCUGGUCCCUUCAUGGCGCUGACCUAGGACUUUCCCUGCCUGUUUGAAACUGUCACUUCAGUUUUCAAUUGUCCUGUGUUUCUGUUUGUUGCUCAAGAUACUUCUUAAUUACUGUUAUUAGCUCUGGACCGCUAGUUGUGAAGCAGGGAGUGUUACUGUUAAUAUAGUGUGAUGUACUGAUGCUGCAACUACUUGUUUGUUAGUUGAAUGAAUUAUGAAGCUAUGUAGUUUCUCUGUGUUUUCAUUUCUUUUUUGGCUGUUAAUAAUAUAUGGUUUUCGUGCAUGAA